Molecule: messenger RNA, 1407 nt
Organism: Prorocentrum cordatum
Lineage: Eukaryota; Dinophyceae; Prorocentrales; Prorocentraceae
Source: the annotation of a GenBank genome assembly
CAGGAGCUCGUGGCGUGCCAGUGGCGCCUCGACGCCGCCGACGCCCAGCUGUCCGCCGUGGAGGCCCCCGGGCCCGAGGCCCGGGGCGCGGCGGCGGCGCCGCGGGCGGAGCAGGACCUGGCCCCGGCGGUGCCGCCGCAGGAGGAGCAGGCCGAGGCGUUGGGCGCGGUCAUGGCCGAGCUGCGGCGCCAGCGGGCUGCGGCGCGAGAGGCGCUCGAGGAGCGCGCCUCCUCCUACUCGCUCGGCGUGCCCUCGGGCCACGGGCGGCACAGCAAGCGCUUCGCGCGCGGCCCGGCGGAGCGCGAGGAGGCCCUGGAGCGCUACCGGCAGGUCGCCGAUGCGGCCUUCGACCAGAUCCUUGCGGAGGCCGAGGAGCUCUCGCGCCUGCCGCUGGGGCCCGAUUGGCGCGCCCGCCUGGGGCCGGGGCUGCGAAGGCGCAGGCGCUUCUGGGAGGGGCAGCUCGAGGAGGCCUGGUCCGCGUGGCAGGAGGCGACCACCGCCAUGCACCGCGCGGGCGACGAGGCGGUGGAUGCCUGGCGCAGCGUCGGGGAGCUGGCGGAGCUUGCCGGGCCCGCGGGCGGGCUCCGGGAGGCCGCGCCGGCGGCGCCGCCGGCCGCGCUGCAGGAGGGCAUGGUGCUCCUGGCGGCCCGCGGCCUCGAGGCCGAGCUGGUGGGCGCGAUGGGGCUGAGCGGGCUGUCCGACGGCGGCUGCCACUUCGACUGCCGGGCGGAGCUGCUGCUGGAGGUGCUCGAGGCGCUCCGCGCGGCGGGCGCCCUGGCGGACGUGGGCGACGCGCUGCUCGGCGGCGGCGUGGCCGCCGAGUGGCUCGCGGCGCAGGACGUGGGCCUCUGCAGCCUACUCGGCAAUCUCAUGCGCACAGACCUGAAGCCUUCUCCAGAGCUCACGCAGAGUAGGGUCGACAACGUGCAGGGUUGCGCUGCGCUUCGCCAGCUCAUCUGCCGUCUGAUUCGCAGCACGCUCACAUCUCCGUGGCCUCUGUCCCUGGCCAGCGCCGCCCAGGCGCGGCUCCGGGCCACCCAGGUGAGGGCGCGGCUCCUGGCCCAGGCAGGCCGGCAGAUCGUAUCGCACGCAGCAAUGGGCAGCCCAUGCACCAGAGAAGAAAUAUCCUUGCCCCUGUGGCCAGUCCACUGCCCGGGGGGCGCGGACCUCGUGGAGCUCGCGGAGCUGCUGGGGGGCGCCGGGUUCGGCGAGGCGGUGCAGGGCGAGGCGGCGCGGAGGUGCUCCGGGGACGCCGCCGCCGCGGCGGACCACGGCGCCGUGGCCUGCGUGCUCCAGGGCUCGCGGCUGCGCUCUUGCGCCACGGCGGCGGAGGUCUGCGGCGUCCUCGCCGAGAGCGCCCUGGAGGACGGGCUGGAGCCCGAGGACGACGAGCACGGGCCCCCCUGA